This is a messenger RNA of Hyposmocoma kahamanoa, 3308 nucleotides long. RefSeq lists its product as uncharacterized. The transcript has 20 exons. Gene Ontology annotation, cellular component: pericentric heterochromatin. The coding region runs from base 14 to 2641 and encodes 875 amino acids. NCBI's taxonomy places the organism in Eukaryota, Metazoa, Arthropoda, Insecta, Lepidoptera, Cosmopterigidae. The record is from RefSeq and is a predicted model, not a curated record. Gene Ontology annotation, biological process: chromatin organization; negative regulation of transcription by RNA polymerase II. Gene Ontology annotation, molecular function: chromatin binding.
AGCCUGAAGUAAGAUGACUUCAGUUGAAGAUAGUGAAGCUGGUGCCUCAGAAGAGGUGCCAGUGGGAAAUCCUGAAGAAAUUGCCAAAAAUCCUGCAGCUCUGAAAGAGGCAAAUGAAGCGAUGGCAACUUUAGAUGUGCUAGUUUGUGGGCACUGCCACUCUGCUUUCCACUUUGUUGAAGAGUUCCAGGAGCAUAAGGAAGGUGGUAAUUGCACUGUCAAGUCUCCAGUUCGAGACAGUAAUGAAAGCAAAGCACAAGUCUGGGCAUUUCUGCUAUGGAAGUGCUCAUCCGCCCGCGACGGGUCCACCGUCCACUCGGACAACAGCUGGAAGCUAUAUCAGCAAUGGUGUCGUAUGGCCGAGCCGCAACGCACCGCGUGGAUCACCGCAGGGGCCAACGUCCAGGCCCUGUCGAAGUUUGCUCAUGCCAAAGUUAUGGAAUUGAAGACUGAUGACCAGCAAGUACCUGUACAAACACCAACCAUUGAGAAGAAACCUCGUGGCCGACCAAGAAAAAUUAACAAAAUCGAAGAUUCGGAGACUCAGCCGUCUGGCGAAGACAGUGACAGUCACCUUAAAACUAGUCCAGCACAGAAACUCUUAGUAAAUAAAGUACCUGCUCAGAAUGCCAAAAAGCAGGAACUCAUGGAUAAGGACAGUGUGCGCCUAGCUCAAGAGCGGGUUCCUCCUGAAGAUCGCAUCGCGCGGCGUACGGAACGCGAAGGUGGCGAUCCCGCGGACGCCGGCGAGUUUGUCGUCGAGAAGAUACUCGCCAAGCGAUUCAACCCUAGGCGAAAGCAGUAUGAAUAUCUGCUUAAGUGGGAGGGAUAUCCGCAUGAACAGAACACGUGGGAGCCAGUCGAAAACAUGGAGACUUGCAAGCAUCUCCUUGAAGCAUUUGAGAAACAACUAGCGCGACAGAAAGAGCUGAAGGCGUUGAGGGCUCAGCAGCAACAACAGGCGCCUGUCCAGGUAAAACAAGUGAGCACUCCUCUACCACAGGUCGUGAAGCAGGUAGUGAAAAAGACAGAGAGCCCCGCGCUAACGCCCACUGGACGUCUACAACGAACAAGCAAAGUACGAGCACUGGAUCAAGUGAAAGCGUGGUGUGGCGCUGAAGAUGAGCCCGCCGCUAAGAGAGUCAAAAAAGAAGUCUCCAGUGACGAUGAAGAUUAUUCCGACCCUGAUUCUAGAGUUGACAAGAAAGUGGUGAACGGACAGACGUCGCCAAAGACGACUCUCGACCCCGAGCUGGUGAAAUCACUCGGGCUCGGCGGGAAGGGCAUGCCCAACAUCAAGGGCGUCAUCAAAGUGGACCCUAAGCAUAUGCCUAACCUCUCCACUGGAGUGUACAUAAUGUCAAAGAGUUCGGGUAUUAUGAAGAUCGACUCCCCCGGCAAGCUGGGGCCGGGGCUCAACAUCGACCAGGACGCCAUCCGGAAACAGAUCUUGGCUGCCAAACAGAAAAAAGUGGAGGAAAAGAAAGCUACGCCUGUAUCUCAGAUAAAGAAGACCUUCGGUUCCGGUGGGCAACAAGUCACCGAGAAGACGAUAAUCACCCCGUCAGGACAGAAGAUCAUCCAGCGCACAAUCCAGCGGCCUGUCACAGGCGGAGAGGGCAAGUCUCCCGUCAAUAUUCUCAACAAGAAACUCGCACAGGGCGACAGCCUACUUCGCCGCGGUGGUUCCAGCCGUGGUCGCGGGCGAGGCGGCUAUUCGGUCGCAACGGCUGCCGGCAACAUCGUGCGUCUCCGGGACAAGAGCCUGCCCCAGAUAGAGUUCGAGCAGUCGGACGCUUCGUCGGACACGUCAGACGGCAUCGAGGACCCGUUCCCGCGCGAUCUGGGCCCUCUGCCGCCGCCCAGCCCCGAGCGCGAGCUGACGCUGUGCCCGCUGACCGGGAGGCGCUUGGCGCAGGCCGAGGGCGAGCCCACGCCGCCGCCCACCCCAUCGCCCCCGCCCACGCCGCCGCCGCACACUGCCGUGCCCACCAUGCUCAUGAAGGUGGAGAUGUCGCCUGGUGGUACGACGGGAAUGCUGGUGCAAGGCGAUGGAGCCCAGCCUUCGUUACCAGUACUUACGGAUGAGGAUGGCACUGAAGUGAAAGUCGAAGCAAGCGCAGUGAAACAGCUGUUAGAAGAGAGCAUAGGAGUAGAGGAGGGCGACGAAGUCAGUCUGCUACAAGCUGGACACCCGCCUAUUAUGAUCCGAGGAGAGGAUGGAGUUUUAUAUCAGGUGGCAGGCGAAAACGAAGCUGGCCAGACGCUUCUAGUGGCGGCGGAAGGUGUAGAAGGAGCCGUUGAGGGGGUUGAAGGGUCUGUUGAGGGCGAGGGAGAUGGAGUUAUGUACGUCACCAGAGAAGACGGACAGGAUGUGUUGGCGAUAGACCCGACGCAGCUGGCGCAGCUGAUGCCAGGUGGUGAGGCGGCGCCGGCGCUACAACAGGUGGCUGUGCAGGUGGAGGGCGAGCCUGGAGAGGACGCCACACAGGUCAUUGCGCAGCUUGUGCAGGCCGACUUGCCCUCGCCAGGUGGCACACGGCGGGUAGUACUUCUCCUGCCCGACGGUAGCUUCACAAUGACAGAACUUGACAGAGAACAGUACGAGUCCAUCACAGAGGCCGGCAAAGCGCAAGAAUGAGUCAACUUGGAGAUUUGACUUGACUAUAAAGAUGACUCCAAUGAGUCACUCGAACUUCGAACUUCUAAACCCAGUUGAAUGUUUAAUUACAAUGCGGUUAUUUAAAGCCUUUUUUGCAUUUGUUAGUACAUAGAAUUCUUAUAACAAAAAGGAUCAACGUAGAGCUGCAUACGUUGUUCUAAAUCAUCAUCAUCAACUUACAUGCAUCCACUGCUGGCCACCUUUCUCAGGGCGUCCAACACUACUUUUUCCUUGACAUGAUCGCCAUUUCUUCGUUCUAAAUACAGCUAGUAAAUAAUGACUUCUUUAUUUCAUUGUAAUUGUAAAUACUUUAGAAUGGAAAAUGAUACAUUGUACAGACAAUUAGUACAGAUAAAAUUGUCUAUUUAACCUAAUCUGCGUUUAUUGGUUUAGAAAAUAUAGACUAAGAGAUAAAAAGAGGUUCUGUGGUAAUUUCAGGAGCUGUGGUUAAUCUCCACUAAAUUUAUUACAAAUAUUGAAAUUGCAACAUUUACUCCAGCACGAAUCAAAUGGUUAAAACUUACGGUUAUCGGCAUACUUGCACUGUUUAUUAUUCUACCGAAUAUUCAUUGUAAAAUAUAGUAAAAAAUGGCGAGUUGUAGUAGUCUUAGAUAUAGGUAGAUUGUAAAAUAUUUUAUUCUUUUUA